This is a messenger RNA of Talaromyces marneffei, 960 nucleotides long. RefSeq lists its product as uncharacterized. NCBI's taxonomy places the organism in Eukaryota, Fungi, Ascomycota, Eurotiomycetes, Eurotiales, Trichocomaceae. The transcript is spliced from 2 exons. Gene Ontology annotation, cellular component: cytosol. Gene Ontology annotation, molecular function: aldose reductase (NADPH) activity. Bases 1 to 960 code for a protein of 319 amino acids. The record is from RefSeq and is a predicted model, not a curated record.
AUGUCAGACGGCAAGACAUUCACGCUAAGCAACGGUGUCACCAUCCCCGCCGUCGGAUUCGGCACCUUUGCCAACGAGGGCGCAAAAGGUGAAACGUACAAAGCUGUCACCUGUGCCCUACGCGUCGGAUACCGCCAUCUCGAUUGCGCAUGGUAUUAUUUGAAUGAAGACGAAGUCGGCGACGCUGUUCAAGAUUUCUUGAAAGAAAAUCCCUCGGUCAAGCGCGAGGAUAUUUUUAUUACUACCAAAGUAUGGAAUCAUUUGCAUCGCUACGAGGAUGUCAUCUGGUCAUUGGAGAACUCCCUCAAAAGAUUAAAGACGAGUUAUGUCGAUUUGUUCCUGGUGCAUUGGCCCGUUGCUGCUGAGAAGGAUGGCCAGGAGAAGCCCAAGAUUGGGCCGGAUGGAAAGUACGUGAUCCUACACGACUUGACCGAAAACCCCGAACCAACCUGGCGUGCCAUGGAAGAAAUAUACGAAGACAAAAAAGCCCGCGCCAUCGGCGUGUCGAACUGGACCAUCAAGGGCAUUGAACAACUCAAAUCCUUCGCCAAAAUCCCACCACACGUCAACCAGGUCGAGAUUCACCCAUUCUUGCCCAACAACGAAUUGGUCAACUACUUGUUCAAGAACAACAUUCUACCACAAGCCUACUCGCCCCUAGGAUCCCAGAACCAAGUACCCAGUACAGGCGAAAAAGUAAGCGAAAACUUAACACUCAAAAACAUCGCCGAACGUCGUGGUUUCACUCUGGCGCAAGUGCUUAUUGCAUGGGGUAUCCGACGCGGAUACGUCGUCCUACCCAAAUCGUCCACUCCAUCAAGAAUCGAGUCAAAUUUCAAGUCGGUCCAAUUAACAGACGAAGAUUUUGCGGAAGUUAAUGCCGUUGCGAAUGCUCGUCAUUGCCGAUUUGUGAAUAUGAAGGAUACUUUUGGCUAUGAUGUUUGGCCGGAGGAGGCUUGA